Messenger RNA from Danio rerio (zebrafish), 1457 nucleotides. RefSeq names its product calcium/calmodulin dependent protein kinase II inhibitor 1a (gene camk2n1a). Gene Ontology annotation, molecular function: protein kinase inhibitor activity. Lineage: Eukaryota; Metazoa; Chordata; Actinopteri; Cypriniformes; Danionidae. The record is from RefSeq and is marked validated.
AGUGACGUUCAUUCUCCAUCAGGGAUCUUUGUUUUGCAUCGCUUCCCGAUUUGCAUUUGUUUCUCAGGUUUUCCAUCCGACGCUCCAGCCGCCGAAAAGCCCCGCGCGCGCGCAAAGGCGCAUCCCCCCGCGAGCUCGCGUCCGUUCACGUCUACAGAAUCGGGAAAAGUGGGAAUAACCGCGAGCUGAAAGGAGGGAAAUUACAUGUAUUCGCCCCGCGUCCCAGACAUCACCAUCCACUCGCGGAGACACGUGCGAUAGAGGUAAACAGCCGAGAGAUCCGCCUGGACGAACCCCGAUCCAUUCAGCAGCAGAUAUACUGUAGCGUACAGCAUGUCGGAUGUAUUGCCGUACAACGAGGACAAAAUGACUCAUUAUGGCAACGACGGCGACGAGGAACACCUUUCCUUCACCUGCCGCCUCCAAGACACUAACAACUUUUUCGGUGGCAACCAGAAUAAACGACCACCGAAGCUCGGGCAGAUCGGGCGAAGCAAAAGAGUGGAGGAAGACAACGAUGGCGAAGCGCUGGACAAGAGCACAGAGAAGUCCUCAUCAGCGUGAAGGAACCCAAAGACUCUCUGAUGUGUACAUCCAAAGACUCUCUCUUCCCAAGCACUCCACGCAUUCUCCCCAAAAUCUCUCCAUUGUCCAGGGUUUACAUUGUGAUGGACUGAAUUAACCUGGAAGAUUAUGGCCCAGCAGGGGGGCUUUGAAGGAAUACUGUGUUUUCCAAUCUACUCUCUCCGAGAUAUGUGCAAUGACAGGGCUCGGUCUCAUUAAGCAGCAGACCGGGCUCUAAUGUAGUCUUUUGGUUUCUAAUGAAGCAAUUCGAUAAGACUGAGCAAACCAUAUACCAUUAACACCCAGCUAGUAUCUUCCCGCUUGUAGCUUACUAGUGGUGUUAAUGGUAUUCUAGCAACGUCGACCCUUUUCUUCCAUGGUGGACCUUCAAAGAGGCUCCACCACGUAUGUAAAAACACACACAAAAAAAAAGCUAUUUAUUAAAUCUUUGGAUACCUAUUUUGCAGUGUUGAAGGUUGAGCAAACGUUUUAUAUAUAGAGAACGACGACGAUGACGAGAUGCAUUGGAUUAAUGUUUUGUAUGUAGCUAAACUGUGAUUCUCGUGAUCCAUUUCAUUCAUUUGAUGUUUGAUCUGGAAUGUCAGUUUGAGGACCUUAUUGUCAUAAAAAAGCAGCAUAUUUACUGUAGAUGUGCCAAAUUAUCCUGAGGGAAACAUAUAUCGCUGUGCUUUCUUGGUGUGCACAGGUUUAUGAAUAUUCGGUGGUCAUGUUUACAGGGCUCUUUCAUACUUGUGAUGUAUUCUAGUCAUGCAUGACGAAACCUUAAGACCUCAAGAACGUCUUCUUGAAAUAUAUAAAUAUAUAUAUAUACCGUAUUUAUCUCACAGAACAUUUCUACAGAAUAUCUGUUAUAAUAAAGAUUUGGAGAAACA